GACACCCAAAAUAAAAUAAAAAAAACAAUCAAACUUGGGUCUCCAUUUUAGUCUUUUGACUCAUAUGAACCCUAAUUUUGGGUUGGAUUACUCUCUCUCUCUUAAAAUUAGAUUUCAAAGGGUCUUACCUUUUUGUCUUCCUCGUAUCUCGCAGCCUCGAGGGCUUCCGACAUUCUCAGCGAUUAUGCUCGAAUCCGUGAGUUUCUAAGGAAGAGGAAGGGACAUAAAAGAGCAAGUCUUUGGAGUUAAGAGUAAGACUCUUGUGUGUUGUGUUGGGAUGGAUCAAAUAGUUUCAGGAGAAGAAGAAGAAGAGCUUGGUGUUGACAUUGAAGAAGGUGUUGGCUUCAAUGAUAUAACGACCAAUCAAGAAGAUGUUGUUCUGGAUCAGGUUUGGAAUGGGCGUUUGAGUUAUGAACACAGGUCUGAAAAUACCACUGAUGACGAUGAGGAUGGUGGUCUGAUAAACCCCUUGAUUCAAGAUGGGAAGAGGAGAGAAAGAAGCAGCCAAAGUCUGGACCUUUCUGAUAGAAAAUUCGAUAGUGUCAAGGUUAAGAAGACGAGGAAGCCUUCUUCAAAGCCUCCUAGACCUCCUAAAGGUCCUUUGUUGACUGCAAACGACCAGAAGCUGAUGAGGGAGAUCGCAGAGCUCGCUAUGAGGAAGCGUGCUAGGAUUGAACGUAUGAGAAGAAUGAAAGCAGCAAAGUCUUCUUCUCCUUGCAGUAGCAUUUUGGCUAUGAUAGUCACUGUUAUCUUCUUCGCCUUUCUUAUCUUUCAAGGGUUCUUCACAAGCAAUGCAAGUUUGAGUUCAGACAAUUCUCCUGCACCAGACAACAACCGUAUGGUCUCUGUUCAGUUCUACAAUGAGUUUGCUCCUCGUGAGAGAAUAGAUCCCAGCCCUACUACGACGUUCAGGUAUAAGAGAGUCUCGGGUGCAGACAAUGAAGAGAACACAAGAGAAGUUAACAGAUGAGAUAGCUCUCUUGGGAUUCUUGUAAUGUAAACCAAAAACAGUACUUUUUUUUUGUUUUGUACUUAAAUUCUUGACAUCAUUGUAUUGUUCUUUUUGCUCUGUUAUUUGUGCUCACAUGUGUGUCUCUGCGUGUAUAUAUAUGUUCUUAUGGAUGAACCUCUAGCCUUCUUUAAGGUUAGGCUUUGUACAGCAACCGAGUCUUAUCACCUAAAACAAUAAUGCUGAUGAAGUCAUGAUGGUUGAUGGUAA
Messenger RNA from Raphanus sativus (radish), 1219 nucleotides. RefSeq lists its product as uncharacterized. The transcript has 4 exons. The record is from RefSeq and is a predicted model, not a curated record. Bases 278 to 970 code for a protein of 230 amino acids. NCBI's taxonomy places the organism in Eukaryota, Viridiplantae, Streptophyta, Magnoliopsida, Brassicales, Brassicaceae.